AUGAACAAUCGAUGGGCGAACUUCUUUGCAACUGCUUUUCUUGCACGAACAAGCCUACCCUCAAUCGACGCACCUCCGGUAGACGCGCAGAGCAGAAAGAGGACUCGAGCAGAAGAAGAUCCUCAAGAAAAGAAGAAGAAACACCGAAAGCAGAAGCAAACUGAAGACCACAAUGGGGGUGCUCAUGUAGAUGCUGCAGACGAUUCCCGCCAGGCGCAUUCAAACGACGACUCGAUCCCCAUCUCAACAGCUGAUUUUCUGUCUGCAAUAGUCGCAGCUGCGACAGCAACAUCUGGGGAUUCUGACUCUCAACUGCACCUGGGAGACAGGUUGAAUGACCCAAACGAUCCGAGUCUCCACAAUGAUCUUUCCAACGAAUCAGUUCUUCGUGCUAUACAAGAACUUGGUGUCGCUGGACUAACAGACUUCAUAAAGGCGUAUAACGAAGCUCAAAAUUCAUCUGAUACACACAACAUACCCGAUCCUGCAUUUUUUCCGCUCGUUUCCGACGGUCGGCUCGAUCCCGCCCUCUUGGCCACCUUACUACCACCACUCGGUCAAAAACCAGUUUCGGCUGGAAAAAUCCUCGGAACAAAGGCGCCAACUUCACUGACUCAGUUACCUCCCCCUCCGACACCCCCAAAUGCGGAAGACGCUCAGCUCCUCGCUACGAAAUGGCUCAGUGCGUCCAAGUUAGAUGAAUUAGCACGAAUGAGAGGUCUUGUCUAUAAAAAGGGAAAGUUCUCCAGCAUCGAAGAACAGCAGUUGGACAAUGCUAUUGAGAAUUAUCGCAUCGCCAAAGGUUUGACGGACGACCAACUUGUGGAACACAUAUUUGCUAAGGACGACAAAUCAAAAGAUACCUCUUUUUGGUCCGAAAUCGCUGGAUCUGUACCUCUCCGACCAAUCAUAUCUGUCUAUCACCACGUUCGCCGCAAACGGAACCCUCUGCAGAAACAAGGAAAAUGGCUGCCAGCGGAAGAUGACAAGCUGCGCGAGGCAGUACGCAAUUUGGGUCAGCAGUGGGAAAAGGUCUCCCUCAUUGUUGGGAGACGCGCUCCUGAUUGCCGCGAUCGCUGGCGAAAUCACUUGCAAGGAGAUGAGGAGCGAAUCUCUGGAAAAUGGACCAAGGAAGAAGAAGAGAAAUUAAUACAGAUUGUCGAGGACAUGACCGUGAAACGCGGGAGGACUUUGGAUGACGAAGUCUUUUGGGGGGAUGUGAGUUCGCGUAUGGGAAACACGCGGAAUCGUCAACAGUGUAGGAUCAAAUGGACCGACUGCUUGAGCAAGAUUGUGAAGAAGGACGGGUCAAACCCGCGCUGGAAUAAUCAAGACGCGUAUAUUCUCGUUCAUAAAUUAGACUCGCUCAACGUGCGAGACGAUACGGAGAUUGAUUGGAAAACGUUGAACGACGAAGACUGGAACCACUGGUCUGCACAUACCCUUCAGCGCAGGUGGUUUACAAUGAAGAACAGUAUUAAGGGGCACGAGGAUAUGUCGUUCAAAGAAAUCAUGGAAAUAUUGAAAAUGAAGAAGGCCAACUUUGAGGUUGUGACAAAGCGGAAAGUGAGGAAGGGACGUUCUGCCGAAACGGUAGAUUCUUGA
Molecule: messenger RNA, 1605 nt
Organism: Marasmius oreades (fairy-ring Marasmius)
Lineage: Eukaryota; Fungi; Basidiomycota; Agaricomycetes; Agaricales; Marasmiaceae
Exons: 10
Coding region: 1-1605 (534 amino acids)
Biological process (GO): regulation of DNA-templated transcription
Cellular component (GO): nucleus
Molecular function (GO): transcription cis-regulatory region binding; DNA-binding transcription factor activity
Source: RefSeq, a predicted model, not a curated record